Molecule: messenger RNA, 867 nt
Organism: Fonsecaea erecta
Lineage: Eukaryota; Fungi; Ascomycota; Eurotiomycetes; Chaetothyriales; Herpotrichiellaceae
Exons: 3
Coding region: 1-867 (288 amino acids)
Source: RefSeq, a predicted model, not a curated record
AUGAAUGCCUCAGUGGCUCGUCCCUCUUUAAACAAAGCUCUGUUCUUUAUUUACCUCAUUUUCACGACUUGCGCGGAAGCUACAGCCAAUUUUACCAUUGUCAACGGUCAGAUAUACACACCAGGCUUAGCAAUCGUCGAUGCACCUCAGCCGUUCACGCCUGAAGGGGGCGAUUACCUCCAGGUCGCUAUCGAUAUCUCGGGCGAUGGCCGGAUCCCCCAGCCUCCGUAUUCUCCUGAUGUCGAGACGGGAAUUCUCAACAUCACCAUGUUCUUGUUCAGCUAUGUGACCGGCCUCAAUUUGACGAUAUCGAAUGGCACCAGUUAUGGCUGGUUGUACGAUAGCGUGGAAGCACCAGAGUUUCAUUGCCACUCCACGACCAGCCAAGGCUUCCAGAAUGCGGGUUGUGCGGAGAUUAUGGCACAGGAGAGUGGCAGCACCGUAAAGCACGUCAACUGGGCGUGGCCUGACUGUUUAGUUGGUGAAGGCUCUGAGGAUCCUGAGGCCUCAUCCAUCCGAGGCUCUUAUAAUGUUUCGAUCCAUCAGUCAUUUCGAAUCAAUGGGACUGGGUAUUACACAAUCUUCAACCUCCCCAUCCAAGUCACGAAUUCCAUUCCCAACGCCACGCAGCUGGCAACCAGCGGAACUCGCCCGACGUGUGUUCUCCGACAGAACUCCCUGCAAAAUCAGACGAGCCAGGAUGCGAGUGUGUCUCCUCCAUCGUCUCAGCCAUAUCUCGGUGCUGCUCUCAGCAUCGAAGGCGGGACCCAGAACCAGGGAGUCGCUGGGACGCGCGUUGCUAAUCACUGUAUCACAGGACUUUUGGCCCUACUUGUCAUUCUUUUUGAUUCAAAUUUGAUGUCGUAA